CCUUUAUAAGUCCCAUUUGAUAGAAACCAAGAAACCCACCCCCACCACAGGCCAAGAAGAAAAAAACACAAUGGUCACCCCAUCCAACCUCAAAACCCUGCACCCUCAAGUUUUCUCUGCAAAGUCACCAUCUUCUACCUUAAGCUCCAUGAAGAUCAAAACCCUUAUCCACACUCUCAUUAUCUCACACGUGUCCCGGAUUGUUCGAGCUCUGUCCAAAUCAAAAACAAUGCUCGUUCAGAUUCUCAAAAAAAGCCAGCCUAUGAACCUCAUUUGCGCUACAAAGGAAACCAAAAGGAAGCACAGGCAAAGGAAGGUAUUUUUUGGUUCCUUUAGGUUGCACUAUAACUGGUGCUCUUCCCAUGUUCUGCCAGUGCAAGAACCAGUAGUUCCUGAGGAGUUUUCUUCUGCAUCUAAUCUGUACUAUGAUUCAACGUGGAAUUCUUUAAUUACAACAAGUAAUCAGGAAAAUCCGGAGUCUCAGCUUUCAAGGUACCUUCAUUGGCUGGAAGAUCAAAAGGUUCAAGACAAGUCCAGUAAUGGAGAUCCAGAGGGAGAUGUGAACGAGAUUGAUCGGCUAGCAGACAUGUUCAUUGCAAGCUGCCAUGAAAAGUUCAUGCUGGAGAAGCAAGAGUCCUAUAGGAGAUUCCAGGAGAUGAUGACUAGAAGCAUGUGAAUGUGAUUUCACAUAUAUUUCUUUAAUUUCAUUUUUUCUUUCGCAUUCUUCUAUGUUAAUUUUAUUGGUGGGAGUGCAUGCAUUAAUUGAGGGCUAAUUUUAAUUUUUUUCUCUUUUUUUUUUGGAUAUUGUACUUUAUUUUAAAAUGAUAGGAGGCUAGAGAGAAUUGUACCUGAUAAUGGGGGGUUUUGUUGGGGGCCAAUAGAAGAAGGUAAUUGUCCAAUUCUUAUCUUGAAAUGGGUUUGCAAUGGUGGAAGUGUGUUAUUUUCCUUUU
Hevea brasiliensis (rubber tree) is the source of this 950-nucleotide messenger RNA. RefSeq lists its product as uncharacterized. The transcript has a single exon. The coding region runs from base 71 to 676 and encodes 201 amino acids. The record is from RefSeq and is a predicted model, not a curated record. NCBI's taxonomy places the organism in Eukaryota, Viridiplantae, Streptophyta, Magnoliopsida, Malpighiales, Euphorbiaceae.